Guyanagaster necrorhizus is the source of this 1308-nucleotide messenger RNA. Its product is annotated as DUF1479-domain-containing protein. Lineage: Eukaryota; Fungi; Basidiomycota; Agaricomycetes; Agaricales; Physalacriaceae. The transcript has 9 exons. The record is from RefSeq and is a predicted model, not a curated record. Bases 1 to 1308 code for a protein of 435 amino acids.
AUGUCUGAAGCAUCUUCAGCUCCCUAUCUAAUUCGUAUCAAGUCCGAAAUCGCCUCUUCGUAUCCGGACUUCGAAGAACGCGUUACACAAGCGUGGGCUGAUAUCCUCGAUGAACUGAAGACAGCGACCCAGAAAAUCAGCGCUGGGGGCCCCGAAUUCAUUCCCCAAGUCCAAUUCUCUGAACUUGAUAGCCUUCCAGCCGAUAAGAUCGACGAAAUACGGCGCAAAAGUUGUCUUGUAAUCAAGGACAUUGUCGAUGAUGCACAGGCCAUUGCUUGGAAGAAGUCUCUCGAAGAUUUCAUAACCGCCAAUCCAGAUGCCGACGGCUCUCCCGUCGGAGACAAACAGUUUUACCGGCUCUACUGGACGAAGCCUCAGUUGGAGGCCCGCGCCCAUCCUAACAUGCUCGCCACUUCGGUCUGGUUAAAUAACUUGUACCAUGCGGAGACAGGACAGAAACUCGAUGGCGUGGACUUGACUUCGCCACUCACCUACGCCGAUUGUUUCCGCUUCAGGCAUCCCGGGAUCGACAGUUAUUGGGCUGCAUUAUUACCGCCCCACGUUGAUGGUGGUACUAUCGAGCGCUGGGAGGACCCAACACUCAGGUCCUGUUUUGCUGACAUCUUCAGUGGCCAAUGGCGUAAGCAUGACCCUUACGCACUUGUAAGUCGUGUAGGUGCGCAGACUUCUCUGUAUGGUAGGCCAAUGCAGGGGUCCAUUUUCCGAACCUUUCAAGGCUGGCUUGCCAUGAGCGAAACGGGCCCCACCGAAGGGACUCUUCAAGUUUUUCCCGAUAUAUUACUGUCAAACACCUAUAUGAUCCUCCGCCCCUUCUUUCGCUUAUUGGUGGAACCGGACUCCCCAGAAGUCUCGAAUCCUAAGAGUUGGGCAUUUGAUGCUUCGAGUGCCGAUUUUCCCGGUCUCCUCCCUCGCGAUGGAGGAUGGUACGGACCUCACCUAACGCCUGAACUGCACCCCAACCUUCUCCUUGAAGAGACUAUGAUCUCGAUGCCUAAGGUUUUCCCCGGUGAUGCGGUAUUCUGGCAUGCCGACGUCGUCCAUUCGGUUGAGAAAGAGCAUACUGGUAAUUGUGACUCAGCUGUGAUGUACAUCCCUGCUGUUCCUACGACUCUGUUGAAUCAAGCAUACAUCAAGAGGCAAAAGGAAACUUUCUUGAAUGCAGUCGCGCCACCUGAUUUUCCUGUACAGAUGAAGCGUGAAAAUGAGUUGAUGGGCUUCGGAAAGCCCUGCGAUAUCUUGAAUCCCUUGGGACGCAAGGCUAUGGGAUUAUCCGAUUAUGUUGCGUAA